Messenger RNA from Hippocampus comes (tiger tail seahorse), 2018 nucleotides. It is a transcript of the gene tsku, whose product is annotated as tsukushi small leucine rich proteoglycan homolog (Xenopus laevis). Lineage: Eukaryota; Metazoa; Chordata; Actinopteri; Syngnathiformes; Syngnathidae. The record is from RefSeq and is a predicted model, not a curated record. Gene Ontology annotation, cellular component: extracellular matrix. The transcript has 3 exons. The coding region runs from base 246 to 1301 and encodes 351 amino acids. Gene Ontology annotation, molecular function: protein binding.
GGAUGGGAGUAAACGAGUGUCACAGUUUUGUGUUUACGCUCGCUGACCGUGCGAGCAGAGCGGAGCCGAAGGAGGGAGGAACCUAAAGAGCUCGUAGCCGAGUCGAGACACACUCCGCCCGGACACAGAGGAGCCCCCUGCUCAGCGGGGUUCUGGAAAAUGGGAGCGGUGAAGUGAAGCGGAAAAACGGUCAGAAAAGAGCGCGGACACUCUGGAUGAAAGGCGAGUAAAAAGCUAGCAACAUAAUGGCGCUCUUCCUGUGGCUUGACCUGCUGCUAUUGCUGCUGGCGGGCGUCCGGUGCACCUCGGUCAAGAACUGCCACGCAGGCUGCCGUUGCGAGGUGGAAAGCUUCGGCCUGUUUGACAGCUUCAGCCUGACCACAGUCGACUGUCGAGGGUUGGGUCCCGGCGCCAUCAUACCUGUGCCCAUCCCGCUGGACACGGCCUUCCUGGACCUGUCCUCCAAUGCCUUGGGCCACCUGACUGACAACAUGCUGGCCGGGCCCGGUUACACCACCCUCGUUAGCUUGGACCUUAGCAGCAACCACAUUACAAUGGUAAGCCCCAAUGCUUUGUCCAAGCUGCGUUACCUGGAGACUCUCGACCUCAGCCACAAUGACUUGGAGGGCCUCCCGCCGGGCUGCUUCUUUGGCCUCCCUCUGGCCGAAGUGGACCUCAGCCACAACAACCUCCGCGACUUCAACAUGGGCGCGUUUGUGGCGAAAGUCAACAGCAAACCCGUCAGCGUGGAUCUGUCGCACAACAAGCUCGUGUCUAUUUCCACAACACCGCAUGGGAAACUUGUCCACAUUCAAAGCUUGAAUCUAACGGCAAACCAUCUUUCCGGCAUACCGAGGCUCGAAGGACUCGAGAUACUCCGAUACCUCAGUCUGGAUGGCAACCCCAUCGUUGCCAUUGAAGAGGGCGACUUCGCUCACCUGACAGAUCUGGUUUUCUUGUCCCUGAGCAGCCUUCGUCAGCUUUGGGGAAUCGAGUCGCAUAGCUUUAAAGGACUCCAGAGUCUCCAGGUGUUGGAUCUCUCCAACAAUCCCAAGCUGAAGACGCUAAGGCGAUCCAUUUUUACCGGACUGGACUCGCUGCAGGAGCUGAAUUUAUCCGGCUCUGGAGUGACAUCCUUACCGCAUAACAUGCUCUCGCACUUACCCGCGAUCAAGAGCAUUGCGCUCGGACAGAACAUCCGUUGCUUGAGGACCCAGAAACAAGGAGUGUUUCACAGACAGCUGGGACAGUCCCAACACUAUGAGGUGCUCAACUGCAACCGGGAUAGCCUUGCGUUGUGAUCCUGCCAAUAUGGACCAGUCCUUCGGUCCUUCGUCUUUAUACCGGCACUGUGCCUUCGAUCACAUACCUCUUUCUCAAGCUUUAAGAGUUUUUUUGUUUUUUUUUUUUUUUUUUUUUUGCCUUUACUGAUACAAACGGACAUAAAACGGUCAAUAUGUAUCCGAAACGUAAUGUCAUAUUCGGAUUCUUUAUCUGCAUACAAACAAUAACUUUGUUUUUGCGCUUAUUUUCAUCACAAAUAAAGCAGUCCAAAUCUUCAUAGAAAUGCUGAUGAGCUCAAUGUUACAUAGCUUUUACCACCACUGACCACAUGACCACUAAGUUAAGGCAUCAUUUAAGCCAAUUUUGAGGACCGUUCGCAUCCUCUCUGCCUUUUUGAGUUCGAUGCUCAAAGGAAGCAUAAGACUUCUUAGCCGAGGCUUUGCAAAUCCAUUGACUUGACUGAACGUCAAACGAUGAAAAAUGUGGUUCCACACCUCACUAGUACUGCAUUUUCAGAGCGACGAUGGUGUUUUUCCUUAGUUUUAUGACCACGCUGAGCUAAGAUAGCCAACAACUUCGCCAAAGUCUAAUUAACUCUGCGACUUAUAGCGUCAGUUCAUGAGGUUGAUGGAGAAAACGAUGUGUACAAAGUAUGACGCGGUUUGCUAUUGACGUUUGCGAACCAAUUUAAUUGUGUUUGAAGAACUUGUCAAAUGCAAAAAAAAAAAAAAAAA